Messenger RNA from Trypanosoma cruzi, 2883 nucleotides. Its product is annotated as dispersed gene family protein 1 (DGF-1), putative. The record is from RefSeq and is a predicted model, not a curated record. The annotation marks the transcript as partial. Lineage: Eukaryota; Euglenozoa; Kinetoplastea; Trypanosomatida; Trypanosomatidae. The transcript has a single exon.
AUGUGGUGUGCGGUGGGUGCGUGUCCGCGCAGCCGGCACCGUGUGCGGUGCAGGGCCAUUGCGGCUGUGCGUGUGGCGCUGCUCGUGGUGUUGUCGCUGGUUGCGGCGGCGGCAUGGAUGCCCGCGGUGCAUGCGGUGGUGUUGCGACUGCGGGGCGGCACGGUGGACAGAGCCAUCACGGUGGGCCGCGCCGUGGACACGGUGCUGAUGGACGGCGUGUACAUCACGAACGGCGUGGCUGUGGUGUUCGACGUUGCGGCGAUGCUUCCCGGCGCGCUGCGCAUCGAACUGAGGAACUGCGUGUGCGACGGCGGUGCGCAGAUAUACGUGCGGGGCUACAGCGGUGAGCCGGCGAGUGACCGGAGCCUGGAGGUGAGCGUGAGCGGGCUGUCCGGGAGCUACUGCUCGCUCGUGUUUGUGCACAACCUGCCGGCACGCACGAACGUGACGGUCCGUGACUCGACGAUUGUGACGGCGGGGCCGAUGCGCUACUCCCAGCUGAGCGGGCUGACGGACGCGGUGGCGUCGCCGCUUGUGCUGCACGCGACGUCGCUGUUGCAGUCGCAGCUGCGUGUGAGCAACACUGUGCUGAGGUCGUCGCGGGCGGGCGGGUCGGUGGUGUACUUUGGCGGCGACGUGGACCUGCUGUCGAGCGCGGUGGUGCUUGACGGCGUGUCACUGGAGGCGUCGGGCGGUCCGACCGCGUCCGCGAUGCAUGUGGCGUCUUCGUCGCGUCUCAGUCUGCAGAGCCACUCGGUGUUCUCCGUGACGAGUGUGUCGGUUGUGAGCAGCGGCGGCGGCUUUGUGCUUGGAGAGCGCCUCGCGGUGUUUGAUUCGGUGCUGCGCUUCGUGCGCGUCGAGGGGUCUGUCGCGUCGUCGCUGGUGCGCUGCGACGGUGGGACGAUCGGUGGCGGCGGGUGGCUGGAGCUGCACGACGUGUGGGCGGUGGGCGAGGCGUCGUCGGUGGCGUCGCUGUCGGGUGUGACGCUGAGCGGCGGCGCCGUGUCGAUUGUGCGCUGCGCUGCCACUGGCGCGACGCUUGUCUCCGGGCUGGCGAUCACGAGCGGCGUCGUGUCGGUGCAGUGCAACCGUGCCGGCGGCCGCGUGUUGCGGAGCAGCGGCGACUACCGCAUGGCCGGCCUGCCCUCCGUGAGCGUGGUGCCGUGCGACGGCUGUGCGGCCGCGCUGGCGUGCUUCGAUGCGCUGACGGCGUCGUUCUCCGACUGCGUGUGCAGCUGCCGCGCCGGCGGUGUGGGCGAGGCGUGCCUGCCGUUCGACGUGCCGCCUGCGAGGACCGGCGGCGGUGGCGAUACUGCGCAGGACUGCGUGAGUGGCGUGACGCUGACGGAGUCCGUGACGGUUGGCGGCGGGCGUGCGACGGCAUGCUUCGACUCGGUGGUGUUCAGCGGGCCGAUCACUGUGGCGGUGGACCUGCGCUUGAUGGAUGCGUUCGCUGACGCACUGAACGUGACGCUGCGCCACUGCGUGCUUGCGGGCGGCGCGCUGCUGCGGAUUGGUGGCCUCAGCGAGAUCACGGCGCACCUGGUUCCGCACGCCCUCGUCAACAUGACGAACGUGACGUCGCUGGAGGGCACGAUUGUGCUGCAUGGCGCGAUGCCGCCGCACUCGACUGUGCUGCUGGCGAACUCAACGCUGCGCGCGACGGUUGGGGGGUCGCAGUACGUGCCGACGACCCCUGGCCACGCGGGAUCCCGGUACGGCCCCGCGCUUGUUCUGGACGGCGUCCGGCUUCUGUCGACGCGGUUUGUCAUGACGCGGUCGAUGCUGGUGUGCGGCGGAGAAUCGUGCGCUGCGAUCCUCGUGGAGCGCGGCCUCGUCGCGAACCUGACCAGCGUCUUCUACAUGGACAACUGCGUCGUUAUGUCGCGGACGCACGUGAUGUACGCUCUUGCGUCGGACCUGCGUGUUGUUAGCGGCUCCGUGUUCUCCAUACAGAACAGCUCGUGGAUUUUACCGAGCACCGAAUACUACAGGGGAGCGUGUAUGUUUGGGGACAUUGUGGUGGCUGGCGGUAGCGUGAUGCAGGUUGUGUCCAGCAAUUUCCGUCUUGGCUUCGCCAUGCUCAUGGCAAACACGUUGACCGUGGCUGGCGGCAGCUGGCUGGUGCACCGCGACAACGAGUUCCACACGGCCUACGUUGUGUACGUGGCCAAGGAGAACGGUGUGGCGUUCCGCGGUCGGAGUGUGUGGUCGAUACUUGACAACAACUUCACGUACGGCUCGUACUCGUCGACCACUGCGUGCAUGACAAGUUUUUGGUCACCACCAUCCGACACGCGCCCGACCAUCUACGGCAUGUGCAACGAGGCAAGGGGCUCACCUGUGACGGAUUACCAAGAAGAGCUUAAUAUUGGGACGCCCGUGACGGUGCUGGACUGUGGUGCGUGCACGGUGGACGCCGUGUGCUUUGCAGCGAGGACGAGCAGCAUCAGCGGCUGUGAAUGCGUGUGCGCUGCUGGCGGCUACGGUGACACGUGCCUGCCAGCUGCGGCUCCGGACGGCCUUGGACCGCUUCCGCUCCCCGACGCGAGGGACACGGAGGUCCGCUGCGUGCACGGUGGCAGCAUCGGCUCCGUGUACGAUCCUGAUCCCGGUGUGCGUGGUCUGUGCUUUGUCAACGUGACCUUCACCGCCCCGAUGUUGCUGGACCUGUCGUAUUUUGACGCGCCACAGCAUACACUCAACAUCACGCUGCUGCAGUGCGUCCUAAUGGGCCUGUUGAUCAGGGGGAGUGGUGCGCGCGUGCACGUGAGCGUGACAUCCUCGAUGCUGGAUUUUGGUGCAUUGGAGUUUACAGGUGAUUUUGGCGUGAGCUCCCAGAUACUGGUGGUGGGCAGUACGCUUGUGGCGACAGCGGGCCAC